Messenger RNA from Stylonychia lemnae, 1596 nucleotides. The record is from the annotation of a GenBank genome assembly. NCBI's taxonomy places the organism in Eukaryota, Ciliophora, Spirotrichea, Sporadotrichida, Oxytrichidae.
AUGAUAAUGUUUUGUGAUUUGACGAGUGCACAGUAUGAAGACUACAUUAAUAGUAUUACAGAACUUCUUAUCAGUAGAAAUCAUAUGGUUAUCUAGAGCUUCAUCAGUACUCUAAAAGUUGUUCCUCAUGGAAUCGUUGUACUAAAUUAGUAAGAUUAGGAAAUUUCCUACGUGAAUGAGGAAACUGCAAAAAUAUUUCAUGAAUCAGACUCUAGUAAAAUAAAGUGUAGGCUAAGAAACUUCAAACAUAAAAGUCUUACUAUAUAAGAAGAAUCUCAUGAUUCAUUUGAAAGUAUAUCUAUUUAGGAUUUGGCUUGUCCACCUUUAAUUAAAAUUGAUGAUGAUUAGCAGGCAAAUAACCAGAAUCUUUAUGACUCAGACAAGCAGUCAGCUAGGAGAGAUAAAAUAAAUCUACUUGAAUAUUUACAGAGAAAAUAGCGAUAUCAGAUUCAUGAUUAAAACGACCAUCUCUUUAAAGAUGUCUCGAAUAAACAAUAUAUUUUAGUGAAAUGUACUCCAAUCAAUGCAAAAACUUAGCUGCUUGUAUGCUUUAAUGAUAUUUCAAAGCUCAAGUAUCUUGAAAAAACUUCGAAAAAGAUUAAAUCCAUGUUCUUCUCAUCAAUAGCUCAUGAAUUAAGAACUCCCUUAAAUUCAAUCAUACCAAUUAGUAAAUAAUUAAGGCAGCAAUUCGUAAAUGAUUAAGAGGUCAGAUUUUACCUAGAUAUUAUAAUUAAUUCUUCACAUCAUCUUGAAAAUGUCAUAGAAGAUGCACUUGAUAUGAGCAGAAUAGAAAACAACAAAUUUGAGAUAAAUAUGACUUCCUUUGACUUAAGAUAAACAAUACAAGAAAUAAAAGAAAUUAUGGAAUUUUAAGCAAAGCAAAAAGAACUUAACCUGAAAAUUGAUAUUAGUAAUAUGGUACCUAGCUAAAUAAUUACUGAUAAGAAAAGAUACCGUCAGAAUGCUAUGCUAGUAACACAAGUGACAGACACUGGAAUAGGAAUUAGUUCAGAGGACAUUAAGAAACUUUUUGUCUUUUUUGGUAAAGUUGACUGUCAAAAAAGCAUCAAUCAAAGUGGAAUGGGAUUGGGACUUACAAUUUCCAAGAUGAUAGUUGAACAACUUCAUGAAUCAUUAUUCACAAGGGAAGAUUCAGUAUUUGACUGCAAUAUUGAGGAUGAGGAUGAAUAGGAUUAACUAUCUCUUAAGAUUGGUAGCUAAUACUUAGCUGAUAAAGGAAUUAAAAAUAUGUCAAAUGUUAGAAAUGAUAUAAUUAUGAACCCAGUAAAAGUUUUCAAUGUCCUUUUAGUUGAUGACUCUCCUUAUAAUCUAAUAGUAUUAAAAGAACUUCUUAAAAAAAUAGAGGUGAAGAUGGAAAUUCAAAAAGCAAUGAACGGAUAAAUGGCUCUGACAACUGUUUAAAAAAUUAGAGAAAUGGAAGAGUAGGGUAUUAUCAACAUUUCUAAUACAAAGGUUAUUGGAUUUUCUGCUCUUACCUAUAGAUAAUUCUAAGAGAAUCCUAAUUCAGAUUUAUUUGAUCAAUUUAGUAAAAUAUUCAAAAAUUAUAAAUAAACUUUUAGUCGAAAAACCAAUUGA